AUGUACCCAGCCAUAGAACAGCGUCCUCUGGCACUUGUAAUUAUCGAGCCAGCGAUUUUGGUAACCAUGGCCAUUCUGUGUUCGACGGGCAACUUGCUGAUAUGCAUUUCGAUUUACAGAAACCCAACUCUCCGUACAACGACCAACGUGUAUGUCUUUGCAUUAGCAGUCAGCGAUCUUCUGAAUUCCAUCGUAGUAAUGUCGUUAGCAGUUGGCGUCCUGAUUACUGGGAAAUGGCCCUAUGGGGAAAUUAUGUGCAAUUUGCAUGCGUUUUUCACCCUUUUUUCUGUGUAUGUCUCUCCCACGACCAUGGGCCUGGCGGCUGUUAACAGAUACAUUCGAAUUGUCAAGUCAAGUCAUUAUUCCUACAUUUUCACACCAUUCCUUUCGAAGCUUUACGUUGGUGCGGUAUGGAUGUUCGUUGCAGGGUAUGUUGCGAUUCCCCGGAUGGCCGGUUGGACUGCAUAUGGCUUUAUUCCUGGUUACGCUGUGUGUACUAUCAUUCACCCAACUGAAGCUGCUAAAAUUACACAUUACUGUAUCGUGGUAUUACUGUUUCUCGUUCUCCCCUUCACCCUGGCAAUUUUCUGUUACUACAAUGUAUUUGAGACAAUUAAACAACACAACAUGAACGUAAUAACCUCAUUCCAAAGAGUUGGACAAGACGGUCACUUGAGUAUUAGAGAGAUUAAAAUUACGAAGUCUCUAGCAGUUGUCGUCCUAGCUUUUGGGUUAUGCUGGAUCCCAUUUUGGAUCAUCGCUAUGACGCAACGUUUUACCGCAAGCGUAGUGCCACGAAAUGUGCAACUUGUGUGCACCUUUUUGCUGUUUUUUUCGAGUACAGUGAAUCCAUUCAUUUAUGCAGGAACAAACGAGGCUUUCAAGGUAGAGUUUCGCCGCGUUCUACAUUGCAGACAACACAGAAUAGAUGAUCGCGUUCAAAUACAGGACAGCAAAAAUGGCUACCCUGUAAGAGUAAAGGUGCGAGAAACAUCCACUUUAAACUUUAUUUCAUCCUGA
This is a messenger RNA of Pocillopora verrucosa, 1020 nucleotides long. RefSeq names its product beta-4C adrenergic receptor-like. Gene Ontology annotation, biological process: cellular response to light stimulus; G protein-coupled receptor signaling pathway; phototransduction. The record is from RefSeq and is a predicted model, not a curated record. NCBI's taxonomy places the organism in Eukaryota, Metazoa, Cnidaria, Anthozoa, Scleractinia, Pocilloporidae. Gene Ontology annotation, cellular component: plasma membrane. Gene Ontology annotation, molecular function: G protein-coupled photoreceptor activity.